Molecule: messenger RNA, 1540 nt
Organism: Oncorhynchus gorbuscha (pink salmon)
Lineage: Eukaryota; Metazoa; Chordata; Actinopteri; Salmoniformes; Salmonidae
Exons: 2
Coding region: 307-927 (206 amino acids)
Source: RefSeq, a predicted model, not a curated record
AUUCUCAAUCCUUCAAUGGGCAAUGUUGAAUCAUCUAGCCUCUAAUGCUUUACUGUGUGUUGAUUGACUUCAUAGCGAUACGUCUGUUUGUGGAACCUCUAGAACCUCAGUGUGGUGACAGGAGAAAUGUUCCAGGGUUAAUCAAAGACAGGUCUCAUCACUGAUAGGUAGCUUUCUUUCGUUGUGUUAUUUUCCACCCAUUUACUGGUGUCCAGAGAAGUCUCAAUGCUGGACCAUUAACUGACAGGUUGUUUGAUACGGUGCGUCAUGUAAGUUUGAGAGUACAGUGGACAUUCUCCUUGGGACAUGAAAAUCAACACUGGCGAGACCCACAUUGACUUAGGAAUCGUGAUAAUUCUGGACUGUGAUGUCCUGAGAAAGAGCCUUGUGAUACCUGACCGACAGAUCCAUGCUAAUGUCUUUGCCUCAGUCCUGCUGGGGACAGACUGGACUGGAGCUGUGUUCAUGGUGGCAGUCUGCUGGGGACAAACUGGACUGGAGCUGUGUUCAUGGUGGCAGUCUGCUGGGGACAAACUGGACUGGAGCUGUGUUCAUGGUGGCAGUCGUGCUGGGGACAAACUGGACUGGAGCUGUGUUCAUGGUGGCAGUCUGCUGGGGACAAAAACUGGACUGGAGCUGUGUUCAUGGUGGCAGUCUGCUGGGGACAAAAACUGGACUGGAGCUGUGUUCAUGGUGGCAGUCUGCUGGGGACAAAAACUGGACUGGAGCUGUGUUCAUGGUGGCAGUCUGCUGGGGACAAAAACUGGACUGGAGCUGUGUUCAUGGUGGCAGUCUGCUGGGGACAAACUGGACUGGAGCUGUGUUCAUGGUGGCAGUCUGCUGGGGACAAACUGGACUGGAGCUGUGUUCAUGGUGGCAGUCUGCUGGGGACAAACUGGACUGGAGCUGUGUUCAUGGUGGCCCUGAGAAAGAUAAAGUGCAUUCAGAAAGUAUUCAAAUUCCACAUUUUGUUAUGUUACAGCCUCAAAAUGAGAUGAAAUUGUUAGCCUUAUUCUAAAAUGGAUUAAAUACAUUUUUUCGCAUAAAUCUACACACAAUAUCCCAUAAUGACAAAGCGAAAACAGUUUAUUUUUUCAAUGAAAUAAAUAAAUAUAUCUGAGAAAGAUAUCUAGAUCAACUCCAUGGAGCACACAACACCACCCCACAACCUCCCAAAGGCUUUUUUCUCUGGAUUAUUGUUUUUCACUGAGUGAAUCUAAUGUGCGAGGGACAUUGAGUGGGGUUGUGUGUCUCUGGUUUGUGCAGUUUAGUAAUAUACAAGGCUGAAAUCUGAACAUCAGUCUGACAAUCUUGCUCCUGUAAGCUAUUACUAAGAUAUGGGGUAGGUAGACUCUUAAAUCAUCAUUGUAAGGUCCCAAUCAGUGAUGUAGUGGUAAGAGAAAGAUGUGGGUAAACUGAUCGCCGGGCCGCCGUGAAAAAAGUCACGCUCUCUUUCAAUACAUUUAUUUUCCGCAAAAGGUGGGUAAAAGUGUCUGGCAAAAUAAAAGGUGGGUAAACUGUGUUUACUUGUGUUUAUAGU